Molecule: messenger RNA, 2062 nt
Organism: Dendrobium catenatum
Lineage: Eukaryota; Viridiplantae; Streptophyta; Magnoliopsida; Asparagales; Orchidaceae
Product: pre-mRNA-splicing factor cwf23
Exons: 12
Coding region: 203-1936 (577 amino acids)
Source: RefSeq, a predicted model, not a curated record
GUUUGGCUUCGUUGCCUCGCAGGAGGUGUAGUGAUUUCCUGAGUCUCUUCUUGGGCUCCUUCGUUUCAGUUCGACUUCGCUCCUUCGACGACUUUUCCUUCCUGUCGCGGUGUUGGAUCGGAAGUUACGACAUUUUGAUCGAAAGCAACAACGGGAGAUCGGUGGCUGUGAAGCCCCUUCACCUUGUUCGCAUCAAAAAAAGAUGGGUAAGGAUCGGGACCGCAAACGCAGAAGACGAAGAAGCUUGGAAACCAGUAGCUCCUCCUCCUCUCCCUCUUCUUGCUCUGGCAGCGAAAGCGAGGAUGAUAAGAAGCGGAGGUCGCGGCGAAGUCAUAAGUCGAGUCGGCACCGGGAAAAGAGUAGGCAUCGAACAAAGGAAGAGGGCGCCAGAAGAAGCUCACGAAAAAAGAAGUGGAGGCAGCGUGAAAGGUCGCCGAGCAGCGUCAGCGGAGAUGUCUCCUUUUCCUCUGGUCAUGAAUUGUCUGAGCUUAAGGCUAUGAAGCCGGAGGCUGUUAUUUGUCUUAUCUUGGAGAAAUUCCCUGAUGUUGCCCAUGAUCUUGAACAGCUUUUGCAACUUGUUGACAGCGGACAAGGUGUUGAUAUAAAUGGAAUUUCAGACAAGUCAUUUGUCAGACUCUUAAAAAAACUUUUCUUGUCCUUGAAUCUCAAAGAAAAUGGAAAAGGGGUUUUCUCGCUCCCCUCAAUGGCAGUGCCUAUAUUAAAGCUCAUUGGAUCUCCGUUAUGCUCACAUAUUAAAUCCAGAGAAGAUCAUUCUGCAGUUGCUGGAUCACUGAAUGGGCAACAAACUUCUCCUUGUAAAAAAUCAACUGAGAAUCGAGAAAUCAAUGAUCCAGACUUGAUAGAACAAGAAGAGAAAGAAGAUUAUUUGGUUCCUCGUAAAAGGAUUAUUGGACCUGAAAUGCCUUCUCAUGAGUUACUGGCUGCGGCAGCUGAGCUAACAAGAGCAGAGGCUGAACUUAGAGAUGCAAGUUUGGAAGUUGACAAUGAUUUGUUUAUUGGCCCUCCACCACCUGCUUUGGUGGCUGAAGUGGAGUCAACAAAUGAAGCUGAGAGGUUUGAAGAGGUCACACGAAUUGUAUUUGCUGAGGCGGCCGAACCAUAUGAUGUACUUGGGGUUAACUGGAAGGCUUCAUUUGAUAACAUUAAGAAAAAGUAUUGGAAAUUAUCUCUGAUGGUGCAUCCGGAUAAAUGCUCUCAUCCACAGGCUCAUCAAGCAUUUGUGAUACUGAAUCAAGCGUUUAAAGAUCUACAAGAUCCAGAAAAGAGGAAAGCUGUUGAUGAGAAGAUAAAGCUUAAAGAAGAACAGGAGGCAUUCCAGGCUGAGCUGAAAGUGCUGCGUGAAGCUGCACAGUGGAGACGUUUGCAAGGUAUAUCCCUUGAAGGGGAUGAAGAACUUCUUGCAUUUCCAAAAGAAGAACACAAAGCCAGAAGGGAUGAAUGGAUGACUGAAUUGCCUCCAGAAAGGAAGCCAGGGAUGCCGGUACAAUCUACAUCAUUUAGCAAGAGUGGCAAGGAAGGGCGAGGUGAUACCAGCAUGUGGACUGACACUCCCCUCGAUAAAUCAAGGCAAGCAAAGCAGAACUAUUUAGAAGCUUAUAACAAAACCAAAGAACUUGCUGACACAGACCACCAGAAGAAAUCUAAAAGCUCAGAUGCCGACUUAGUCGAUAGAUACAACUCCAAAAAACGUUCAAAAUCCUUGGUGCAGAAAUACCAAGAAGAAAGACAAAAACCCAAAAAGAAAUUGAAAGAGACAGAGAAAGAAGAAUGGGAAGGUAUGCAUCCAUGGAAGCCAUGGGAUCGUGAGAAGGAUUUGACAGCUGGGCGUCAGAAGGCUAAUCUUGAUUCUGAAAGCAUGGCUCAAGGUCUGUCCUCUCGCUUCUCUUCUGGAUCAACUCAGAGGAAUUUCUUGUAAAAUCUUCUUCAGUUUGUUUUAAGAGUUAUUUAACUAAUGCGUUAUUAGCCUUAUAAAGUAUAUGAUCUUCAGAGGCGUAGUUUUGAAGGAUGAAAUUAAUCAAACACUAGUCAUAAGCUUUGAUAU